Penicillium paradoxum is the source of this 672-nucleotide messenger RNA. Its product is annotated as SNAP receptor SEC22. Gene Ontology annotation, biological process: endoplasmic reticulum to Golgi vesicle-mediated transport; vesicle fusion with Golgi apparatus; retrograde vesicle-mediated transport, Golgi to endoplasmic reticulum. The transcript is spliced from 5 exons. The record is from RefSeq and is a predicted model, not a curated record. Gene Ontology annotation, cellular component: Golgi membrane; endoplasmic reticulum membrane; endoplasmic reticulum-Golgi intermediate compartment. The coding region runs from base 1 to 672 and encodes 223 amino acids. NCBI's taxonomy places the organism in Eukaryota, Fungi, Ascomycota, Eurotiomycetes, Eurotiales, Aspergillaceae. Gene Ontology annotation, molecular function: SNAP receptor activity.
AUGGUUAGGUCAACACAAAUCGCAAGGCUAGAUGGCCUUAUGCUAGCAGCCUCCGUCGACGAUGAGCAGGCUGAGUCGGAGCUUUCUGAGAUUAAGAGUCAAGCUAAAAUGAUCUUUCGGCGAUUGAAUCGCAACUCCGCACCCCAAGCCAGUAUUGAAUCUGGCCAAUACAAUCUACAGCAAGUCUUCCAUCAAUAUUGUAGCUACACUAUCCAAGACGAUAUCUGUUUUCUAUGCAUCGCCGACAAGUCCUACCCUCGCAAGCUCGCCUUCACCUAUCUUGCUGAUCUGGCCUCUGAAUUCACAACUACAUAUACCCCCUCACAAUACCUCUCGCCAAGUCUCCGUCCAUAUGCUUUCGUCGAGUUCGAUACUUUCAUUCAGCGCACAAAGAAGCUAUACCAAGAUAGUCGCGCAUCUCAGAACCUUGACAAGCUGAACGAUGAGCUCCGUGAUGUCACCAAGGUAAUGACGAAGAACAUCGAGGACCUCUUGUACCGAGGCGAUAGCUUGGAGCGGAUGGGCGAACUAUCGGGGCGGUUGCGCGAGGACAGCAAGAAGUACAGAAAGGCAGCUGUGCGCAUCAACUGGGAAUUGUUGCUGAAGCAGUACGGACCUUUCGCUGGCGUCGGGCUUGUCAUUUGCAUCCUUCUUUUCUGGCGAUUCUUCUGA